GGACUCGUCAUUAAUCUGCCAAGCAAAGGACUCUAUCAGACUUGAAAACUGAAGAGAUCCCAAGAAUAUAAUAUACAAAGGGAGGGAGCGGACUCUUUCUCUGCACACCUAACCCUCUGUAGCAGGCGAGAAAGAGCAGCUCGAUCCUCCUCCACGGAUUAUCAAGAGAAACCCGAAGACCCUACAAAAAGAGUUAAAGACAAAAUUCAAGGGAAAAAAACGUAAUUGGGGUUGCCCCCUGGGCUGGGGCUGAGCUAUAGCUCAUCCAAGAAGCCAGUAGGAGCUGGAGGUGGAGGUGAAGGAGACAGUGGCAGUCAAUGUUAUUUGAGCCGGGUCAUCAGACCCCAGAGAUCCCGGAGUGCACAAUGCAGAAGACUGCCUACUAUGAGAACACGGGCCUCUUUGGGGGUUAUGGCUAUAGCAAGGCUACUGACACUUAUGGCUAUGGGUCCACUCAUCAGCCUUACCCACCCCCUGCUGCCCCUGCAGCCCUGGAUGCUGACUACACAGGUUCUGCUUGCUCCAUCCAGAGCUCAGCACCAAUCCGUGCCCCAGCCCACAAAAGUGGGGAGCUCAAUGGUAGUUGCAUGCGUCCCGGAGGUGGGAGUGGCCAGGCUGGUGGGGGUGGCAGUCAACCCCCUGGCUUGAACACAGAUCAGCAGCCACCACCACCACCUCCCCCACCACCCACACUGCCCCCAUCCUCACCUACAAAUCCAGGUGGUGCUACCCCAGCCAAGAAGGCCAAGGGUGGCCCCAAUGCCUCCAGCUCUUCCUCUGCUACUAUCAGCAAACAGAUCUUCCCCUGGAUGAAGGAAUCCCGGCAGAACUCCAAGCAGAAGAGCAAUUGUGCCACUUCAGGCGAGAGCUGUGAGGACAAGAGCCCUCCCGGCCCGGCGUCUAAACGGGUCCGUACAGCUUACACAAGUGCGCAGCUGGUGGAGUUGGAGAAGGAAUUUCAUUUCAACCGCUACCUGUGCCGCCCACGCCGGGUGGAGAUGGCCAACCUGCUCAACCUCACGGAGCGCCAGAUCAAGAUCUGGUUCCAGAACCGACGGAUGAAAUACAAGAAGGACCAGAAGGCCAAGGGCAUCAUGCACUCGCCCGUGGGUCAGUCUCCCGAGCGCAGCCCUCCGCUGAGCGGGGCUAACCACGUGGGCUACUCAGGCCAGCUCCCUCCAGUGCCGGGGCUGGGCUACGAUGCUCCCUCGCCCCCUUCCUUCGCCAAGUCCCAGCAGAACAUGUACGGCCUGGCCGCCUACACGGCGCCACUCAGCAGUUGCCUCCCACAACAGAAGCGAUACCCCGGGCCGGAGUACGAGCACCACCCCAUGCAGAGCAACGGGAGUUUUGCCAACGCUAACCUGCAGGGCAGCCCGGUCUACGUCGGUGGGAACUUUGUCGACUCCAUGCCGGCCUCGGGUCCAGUCUUCAACCUGGGCCACCUCUCCCACCCCUCGUCGGCCAGCGUGGACUACAGCUGCGCCGCCCAGAUCCCGGGCAACCACCAUCACGGACCGUGUGACCCCCACCCCACCUACACAGAUCUCACGUCUCACCAUACGUCUCAGGGAAGGAUUCAAGAAGCCCCCAAACUGACGCAUCUGUAGUGGGCUUCGGCCCUGUCGGAGGGCGCUGCAGCGGCGGACUCAAGUUUGAAUUACCUCACUUUGGUUUGGGUUUGUUGUUUUUCUUUUUAAAACAUUUUUGUUUGUUUGUUUGUUUGUGUGCCUCUUUUCCCCUCUUCCUCUCCCCUCCACUCCCUUGACGUUCCCUGGUCCCUGUAACUCAAAGGGCCCACAGUCCAGCUAUGGAUGGGUCUCCCUUCCCCUAACAGCUCCUCCUUUGGGGUAACUAUCCAUAAAUCAACUAAAAGGAUCCUCUGUGAGCAUGACAGUGCAAUAUACUGCAAACCAAGGGACUAAUAAUCUGGUAAUGAUGUACUGGAAGGUAAGUCUUAGAUCAAUUAGAAUUAGCAGCGCGUCAUGCUGAGGGGAUGUAGACCAAGUGUGAGCAAUGGGAUCUUGCCUGCAUCGAAGCUUAUUUCAGAGACGUUAAUUUAUAUGAUUCCUCAGUAAUGUAAGGACUGCAUAGGACUAAAUGAUAUGUAUUUAUUAUUUUAAGCGAGUCAUUUUGUAUCACGGAUUAUUUAUCCUCGUCUUAAUGUAUUUAUGUGUAUAUUUGUAGAGUUUAUUCAGCGUAUCUUCGGGAGAUCGAUUCAGGUCCGCGGUGGCUACGUUUCACCUAUUUAGUCUACUUGGUCUGAACCUAGUCGAGAGAGUAGUUUUGAACAGUUGUAACAGUGGCUGGUGUUUGUAGUUUAUGUGAGGAUUAAUUAAGAUCGCAAAUUGUAAUUCAUUAAUAGAGUGGCACAGAACCGUGGCAUUUUCGCAAAGGCGGUUUUGCGUUUUCUGAACACACACAGCACACAACACACACGGUUUAUUAAUUUCAACUUGUCUGGUACCCUUUGAACAAAUACUUAGAAUAAAAAAAAUACGUUUCUCAGUUAGAAGUGUAUCUGUUUUGAUAAUGCAGCCUUGCGAGCAGAUCACGCUGCCAUUUUCUUGCUGAUAAACUGGGACACAAAGCCUGAGGCUGGCGAAUGUUUGCGGAUGGGACCCCAGAGCCCCAACUCCUUCUGAGGGCUACUUUCCGACAUUCCAGCUAUUCGAACCUAGAGGAGGAAAACCCUAGAUGGCAGGAAUUAGGAGCCUUUUUAAUAGUGAUGAUUUCAUUAGAGGUUUCCGGAAGGACUCACAAUGCUGCUGCCUCUCUCCUUUGUUGUUUCUACUGUCGUCUUUCCACUAGGCAGGAAUCGAUUUUUUGUAGACUUCAUUUCAAUUUGGGAGGCUCAAGCUUACUUUUGUGCAUUAAGUAAUAAUAUAUUUAAAAAAGGAACUUUGAAUGAAAAUUGACAAUCAAAGAAAAGACACAAGGCACAGGAAAAACAAAACAAAACAAACCACAACCCACCACCCAUAAAUCCUGUGGAAAUGUGCCCAGAAGCUUUUACUUAGAUAAUGCUGUUCACUAUUCACCUCGUUCUCUUUUGUAGUAGCCAGAGGUUCAUUUCUAAGGAAACAAACCUUAACUCACAAUGUAAAAUAAUAAAAGUUUCACUAAUGAAACCG
Trichosurus vulpecula (common brushtail) is the source of this 3134-nucleotide messenger RNA. RefSeq names its product homeobox D3 (gene HOXD3). The coding region runs from base 318 to 1610 and encodes 430 amino acids. Gene Ontology annotation, cellular component: nucleus. Gene Ontology annotation, biological process: regulation of transcription by RNA polymerase II. Gene Ontology annotation, molecular function: RNA polymerase II cis-regulatory region sequence-specific DNA binding; DNA-binding transcription factor activity, RNA polymerase II-specific. NCBI's taxonomy places the organism in Eukaryota, Metazoa, Chordata, Mammalia, Diprotodontia, Phalangeridae. The record is from RefSeq and is a predicted model, not a curated record. The transcript has 4 exons.